Messenger RNA from Onthophagus taurus, 1214 nucleotides. Its product is annotated as N(4)-(Beta-N-acetylglucosaminyl)-L-asparaginase-like. The record is from RefSeq and is a predicted model, not a curated record. Gene Ontology annotation, biological process: protein deglycosylation. Gene Ontology annotation, cellular component: cytoplasm; lysosome. Gene Ontology annotation, molecular function: N4-(beta-N-acetylglucosaminyl)-L-asparaginase activity. NCBI's taxonomy places the organism in Eukaryota, Metazoa, Arthropoda, Insecta, Coleoptera, Scarabaeidae.
UGCGUUAUAACUACUUUCCUUAUUAUAGGAAAAUUGCAUACAUCAUUCCAGUUUAGUUCACAUCAGUCUUUUAAAAGAACUAAAAUGUAUAGGUUAAUAAUACUUUUUGGUUUGAUCAAUGCUAGUUUUGCGGCAAAACCAAUUGUUGUAGGUACUUGGGUCUUUUCUUUAGGAGGGACACAAUCGGCUUGGAAUGAUUUGAAAAAUGGAGCUGACGGUGUCGAUUCCUUAGUUAGCGGUUGUUCAUAUUGCGAACAAGGAAAUUGCGGAUUAACUGUAGGUUUUGGAGGAAGUCCCGACGAAUCUGGGGAAACAACUUUGGAUGCUUUGAUUUAUGAUGGAAAAACCAUGGAUGUUGGUGCUGUUGCUGAUUUGAGACGUGUUAAAAACGCUGUUGGUGUCGCAAAGCACGUUUUGCAACACACCAAGCAUUCUAUUUUGGCUGGCGAUCAAGCCACUGAAUUUGCAAAACAAAUGGGAUUUACAGAAGAAUCAUUAUCGACGAACGUUUCAACGGAUAUGUGGGAAACUUGGAGGAAUGGAAAUUGCCAACCUAAUUAUUGGAAGAAUGUUGAUCCCGAUCCAACACAAUAUUGCGGCCCAUAUACUCCUUUAAAUAGAAAUAACAUUCGUUUUCAUAACAUAGUAUCAGAUUCUGAAAUCGAUAUACAUUUAACUCAUGAUACUAUAGGAAUGGUUGUUAUUGACAACGAUGAUAAUAUUGUAGCGGGAACUUCAACGAACGGUUUAAGACAUAAAAUCGCUGGACGCGUUGGUGAUUCUCCCAUAGCGGGAUCUGGAGCUUAUGCAGAUAAUGAAGUUGGCGGAGCUUGCGCGACAGGAGAUGGAGAUACUAUGUUAAGAUUUGUACCGAGUUUUUUAGCAGUCGAAGAAAUGCGUAACGGGAAAACACCAAAAGAAGCCGCCGACGAAGCCAUCGCAAGAAUUUCAAAGCAUUACCCAAACUUUUCAGGUGCUGUCAUUGCUGUCAACAAAAACGGCGAAGUCGGAGCUGCUUGUAACUACAUGGUUGAGUUUCCUUACACUGUUAUGACAGAUGAUUACAGCGAACCACAAAUAUUGACGGUACCGUGCACUAAUACUCCUAGAGAGUUUAAGGGAAAAUAUUGUGCGGGUAAUGCUAAAUAAUGUAACAUUGUUAUUAAAUGUUUUAUUACAAAUAAAAUUUUUAAAUCUGUUUAAUCGUUGCUGAA